Molecule: messenger RNA, 5595 nt
Organism: Melanotaenia boesemani (Boeseman's rainbowfish)
Lineage: Eukaryota; Metazoa; Chordata; Actinopteri; Atheriniformes; Melanotaeniidae
Gene: zbtb38
Product: zinc finger and BTB domain containing 38
Exons: 4
Coding region: 531-4142 (1203 amino acids)
Biological process (GO): regulation of immune system process; negative regulation of transcription by RNA polymerase II; regulation of cytokine production
Molecular function (GO): protein binding
Source: RefSeq, a predicted model, not a curated record
UUGUUGGAGCAGUGCAGAGCUGCGAUUGUUGUUUUCUGCUUAUCCCUUUACUCCAACACAUUCACCACACCACCCCUCCUUCCCAGCACCUUUUUGUGGGUCAGUGAUGCAGCGGGAGUGACGCAGCAGUGGCAGCAGCCUCCAGAAGGCAACUUUACACAGCAGGAUCAAGGGAUAUCUGCCAGGACCACAAUCCACAGACAGCAGUGACGAGGGAUGAUGGUAAAGGCCUGAUCUAGGCCAAAGGAAGAACAGGAGCCGGGUAUUCGCUUUCCACUGCUCCUCCUAAACAAACACCACAGAGACUUCCACAGCGGCAGGGACAGGCCUGACAAGACUUUCCACACGGAAACAUUUUGAUUCUAUUCUGAUGAAUGUUGUGUCUUUUGGCUGCUCUUAAAAGACCCAGCUUCCAGGUAUACACGGUGCGGUAGAGGAGGAGAUACUGUGUGAAAUUGUUUCCUGUUCGCCAUGCAUCACUUUCUCUGAUUUACUAAGAUGACUGUGGUCUUCCCGUACAUUAGAACCUGAUGGAUAACACACACCCUUACACUGUACUAAGCAAGCUCAAUGAGCAGCGCUCACAAGGCCUCUUCUGUGAUGUUACUAUUGUGGUGGAGGAUGUAAAAUUUCGGGCCCACAAGAACAUCCUAGCAGCCUGCAGCAGGUACUUCAGGAGCGCUCUGACUACCUCUGACACAUGGAGCUCCAGCCAAGUACUGGAGCUUAUGGACCUAAAGUCAGAGGUUUUUGCCAGUAUCCUCAACUUUAUAUACUGCUCAAAGCUGACAUCACCCAGUGCUGAGGACACAGGGGGCCUUGUAGCAGCGGGCAAAAGACUUGGAAUUCCUUUUUUAGAAAGGCUUGCAGAAGAAGCGAACCGAGAUGAAUGCAUUAAAUCUUCAGACUCAUGUGCUGCCCUAGUGUGUAAAAAAACAAAGAGGGAAGCUUUAAGGCCUGAGGAGAUAGACACUGCAAGAGGACCUCGCAUUACUAACGCCUUCUCUAUCACUGAAGUAUGUCCUGGGAACAAUCCUUUCACCCCUCUGGUUCAAACAGAUAAGGACAGACAGUCGCCAGAUGUGGGACAACUCCCAACAAGUUGUCCCACAACGUCCUGUCUCAAAGGGAGCAACGAGACGACCCACGCCAUUUCAGAACACUCAUAUGCAGUAAGCAAAUCCACUGAAGGCAAAGAAAGCAGUCAGGGGGAUAACAAGAAGGUCUGUAAGCCAGCUGUGUCACAGUCAAAGCAAUUCAUUUACAGGAAUACAGGCCCACUCAAAAAGCGACAUAAACUGAGAGGCAUUUUGGGUAGAAGUAUACUUCCUAUGCCAGCAGAACUACAAACAGAUAAACCAAACAUGGUAAAGUCUGCGAUUAGCGAUGAUGUCAUUGCAGCACCUGAAACCAAGAUGACACCACCUCCACUUUUUUCAGAGGCAGAAACAGAGAACAAAAUGAAUACAGGGUUACCCACAGCCAGUGACAGCUCUCAGAUGGAGUUAGGUCCACCGCCCCUUUCACCUCACCCAGAGGACAGCAUUUCAAUCUACAGCUGUGAGCUCUGUCCAGAGAUAUUUUCAAAUAAAGCUCUUCUCACCAUUCACUCAGAAUUACAUAAAAAGCGCUUUGUUAGUCACUUGUUCUGCAAGUUUUGUCACAGAAAAUUCAUUCACCUCAAACGGCUUCGGAACCACGAACAGAUGUGUCCAAAGGCUGUAAGAGACCCGCCUAAACUAGAUGCCAGGGAUAUUUCAGGCAAAGAGGUGGACCACUGUACAGAUGACAGAUCAGACAUCACGAGCACUGUGACACAGCUUCCCUCAGCCGACCUCUCCAGUCCUUACACACCAGAGUCCAUUCAUUUGGACCAACCAGAGCCUCAAGAGAGUGAGAAGACAGUCAGGCCAGGGGGUAGUCAGAGAAGAUACAACUGCAGCAUGUGCAAACGGGUCUAUGUCACCUUAUCCAGCUUAAAACGGCACGAGAAUGUACAUUCCUGGCAGAGAGCCUACCCCUGUCAUUAUUGUAACAAAGUGUUUGCGUUGGCAGAGUAUCGCACUAAGCACGAAAUCUGGCACACAGGUGAACGCCGUUAUCAGUGCAUUUUCUGCCUGGAGACAUUCAUGACGUAUUAUAUCCUGAAGAACCACCAAAAGUCUUUUCACGGCAUUGAUCCUAGUCUAGCUGUUAAGAAGAAAUCUGCCAACGGAGGAGUGAAAGCCAGUGUUUAUCCAAUCAAGCUUUACAGGCUGCUCCCCAUGAAGUUCAGAAAGAGACAAUACAAGACAUACAGUCAUACGUACUCAGAUAGGGUUGAAAGAGGUGAUCCAUCUUCACUGGAGAGCAAUUCACUUAUCCCUCCAUUUGAGCAUAAUGCUCUGAUCAGCCAUUCUGACACAACUUCAUUCCCCCUGACAUUCAUGGCAACGACAAAGAUGGUUUCUCCUGUCAUGCCUCGUAUAUGCAUUGACAAGCUGCCAAACAUAGACCAAAGUCUGAACAGUGAAUUGGAAAUUCGUGGAAGCAAAGGAAAAGAGGCUGAAAUUCCACACACUGAUAACUGUGACAGUAUUUUCUCAGAGUCUCCUGCAGGUUACAAAGAGGAUCCAUCAAUGCAAAUCAACUCAGAGCACAUUAGUCAUAACCUUCCAUUCUUAAACUCAAUGAACACUGUUAAGAAAUUAGGAGAGCUGUCAGCUUCUGCAAAAAUAGUCGAGGAUAUGACCAAGAAGAUACUCCAAUCGAGCACUGAGAACCUGGUACACAAUAAAGCAGUAGGAGAGAAAACAGAGACGUAUAUCGCCAAGCCUGCGUGCCAGGGUCCAUCUGUGGACAAUGAUGCAAUACCGCUAUGUCAGAUAACAGUGAAAAUAGGCAAUGAAGCCAUCAUCCGCCGCCAAUUCAAAGGAUCAAAGCUCUUCCCAAGGAAGAAAAAGAGGAUCAGAGAACUGGGUGAGGAACAGAGCUCAAGUCAGUGUCCUCCAACAAAGGCAAACUCAGAGAGUCCCAGGCUUCGCCUCCGACCAGAAGUAUCUGCCUCCAAACAACCGGAGACGUGCAAUGACAACAAUGACUGUGACAAGGCUGAUCAGCUUUGGCGUCCCUACUAUUCAUAUAAAGCCAAAAAGAAAAGAAAGAAGCUUAGAAACAAACACAGAAAAGCUAUGUUUCGCCAGUAUCCUCAUUUAUUUGCAGACAGAUCUGCUGCCAGUGAGGCCCACCUUGAUAUAUCUAGUUUUCUGACAGAAGAGAGCAUCUCAGGUGGCAGCGCAGGGCUAAAACACAGUCUUAGCAGGAACUGCAGCCCGAGGGCCGCCUAUAACUGUGACAUCUGUGACAGCUCCUUUAUCACAGAGACUGGUCUGAGAGCUCAUAUUAUUGGUUCUCAUCCCUAUUUUUGCCGGACCUGUGGUAAACAAGGUCCCCCAGGUGAAGCACCUACUGGUGGCGAUUACAUCUGCAACAGCUGCAUGGAAAAUGGCUCCUGCUUUGAUGAUACCCCCCGGAGCCCCAACCCAGAGAAGAAAUACCGUUGCUCCUUCUGUCCCCAGCGUUUUCUCUACCUUGCCACCAAGAGAAGCCAUGAGAAAAAACACCAGGAGACAAAUGAGGAGGGUAUUAAAUACGACACCUUCACACCAUGUUCUAAAUACCCAACACAUCUAAGUGAAGACAACAAAAAUGAAACCAAUAAAACAGAGGACAGUAACAGUCAAGGGGCUGCUGACAUAAAACGUGAAAGCACGAAAGGAGAACAUUGUCCCACCAACAGGAGCACACUAAAAAUUGAGGAUACGAUUGACACCUACCAAGAUAUGCCAUAUUCUAACAUCAAAAGUCCAUUAUUGCCCGAUGCUGACUCAAUGUUUCCCCUGGCAUCCUCAAAGGUGAAACAGAAAGUAGCUAAAAAGAGGAUAAAUCCACAGCAUACUAUGCAUCUCAUUUCAAAAAAGCAAACCAGUGAUGGAGAGAUUGAUAGCAACAAGAAUAAUUUAAUAGGACCAAGAUUAAACAGUCGCAAUGAUCAGGAGAAAUCCUGCAAACUCUUCAGAAGAAAUGACUCUGAACCCAACGAUAUGCACAUUUCUAUACACAAGCCCGAGAAAUGGGUUUGCAAAGAGGAGCCCUUUUUUUAAAGGUCUCUGAAGACUAUGACCAACUGAGGGAAAAGAAGAAAGUUAAUGACAAGAAACUGCUUUUUUUGUUGGGGAAUCACAAGAUCUGUAAUGUUAUCUUUGCAGAAAAGUGACGUUAAAUAUGAGAAUUUAACAUCUGUGUAAUUUUUUCCCUCCUGAACCAAACAACUCAGUGAUGUUCUUUUCUUGUUUUUAACCUUUAUAGAGGAUAUUUUUUGGAUAAUAUAGGACCUCCUGACACAAACUGUACUUGUUCUUUGUCUAUGCAUGUAAAGCAGAGUCAGUUUCUUCAAACGCUGUGCAAUAUCAGAUCAGCAUUUGCUGUGGGUCAGACAGCAGAAAAACUGCCCAGCGUGGUUUCAUGAUCACUUUCUUACCACAGGUUUGAGCUAAACAAUAUGGAUUCUACUGUUGUCACAUUUCUAAAUCUGGGCUUGGUGAGCUGCACUUUAUAAGUAGACUAUACUGAUUUGUUCUUUAAUACUUUGAUCAUUCAAUUUAAAUUCUAAGCAACAUUGAUAUUAUGUUAAUUUCUAAUGAAUACACAGAACCACUGAAAUUAAAGUUACUUCUUUUGUGUGUUUAAUAUGCAUAAAACAUGUAAAAUAAAUAUUGCUGAUAUUAUGAGCAAUUUAAUCCUGUCCCCCUUUAGCACUCAACUGAAAGACAACAAUCAUUUCAAAGUAUCCUGACCAGCAAAUCAAGCUGAUGCUUAAACUCUUGAGACUCAUUGAAAAAGACCCAACUGUAGAAACAUCAUCAAUUACAAAUGCUGACUAUUUUUAAGUAGAACACUUAAUAACAAGACUUAACCAUUCAUAUUGGUGCAGAACCUGUUCCACAGCUAACAUGUUCCUGCUCCUCCUGGGCCUUCAGGGACCUGCAGUCCAGCUGAAAAGUUCAUUCCCUCCUUCCACACAAAGUGCAUCUGCGUUCAGCCUCAACACACAAUUUCCAGAUGUUUCUAAAUUCUUUGCUUCUUCCUAAGACUACGUUUGCAGUGCAUCAGAAGGAUCACACAUUUUACCCAGAAGUUACUGCACAACUCACCAAUUGUGUCAUAGAGGAAACAUUUCCCCCCUAAUUCCAUUCUAAUCUGCCAUUUAAUGGCUAUUAUAUUUUUUAACACAAACAGCAAUAGUUUGUGUCUUGUUAUUGAUGCUUUUCAAGGUCACAUGUAAGCAAAGCUACUCCAUGUUCUUAUCUGUUAAAGUUUGAUAACUUUGAGAUAAUCAUUAUAAGAAAAAAGAAUAAGAUGCAUUACCUUUUAUAAGAAGAACACAUCAUUAUUUAUUGCAUACCUGACUUUCUUUCAGGUUCACUGCUGCUAUCAGUAAAGAAGAUUAGACCCAGCCAAAAGAAGCACCACCUUGAAAGAGAGGGAGGAAAAAGAAUCUUAGUGUGUUCAUCCAGUGGAUAUAUUGGGAUGUGAUUAAAUAAAUAUGGUAUUUUC